This is a messenger RNA of Electrophorus electricus (electric eel), 5411 nucleotides long. The record is from RefSeq and is a predicted model, not a curated record. NCBI's taxonomy places the organism in Eukaryota, Metazoa, Chordata, Actinopteri, Gymnotiformes, Gymnotidae.
GGCGGCCAUAUUGCAGCAGCCAAACUAAAGAGGCGUCCUAGUGCCUGUGUCGAAAUUCAAAAUAUUCAUUGAACUGAAGUGGGACUACAGGGGACUUUAAAUUCGAAAUUACUUUAACUUUAAACUCGAAGGCGUCUGAAUCAUCAUGAGCGGUGGGACCCCGUAUAUCGGAAGCAAAAUCAGCCUCAUUUCCAAGGCCGAGAUUCGUUAUGAGGGGAUCCUCUACACCAUCGACACCGAGAACUCCACCGUUGCCCUCGCCAAAGUGCGCUCCUUUGGAACUGAAGAUCGCCCUACUGACAGGCCUAUCCUGCCCAGGGAUGAAACAUAUGAGUACAUCAUCUUCAGAGGCAGUGAUAUUAAAGACCUGACAGUUUGUGAACCUCCCAAACCUACUUUGCCUCAGGAUCCUGCCAUUGUUCAGUCUUCAAUGGGAUCUGCAGUGCCAGCAUCAUUCCAGUGUGGAAAUUCAUAUGGACUGUUCAAACAGGCUCCAGUGUCCUCAUAUACCCAGUUCACUGCCAGCCCACUGGUUUCACCCUCAUAUGGGGGUGUUGGUGUGACCCAUUACAACAAAUGUGGAGGAAACUCAUUGGUCUCCUUUGGGAGUGACACAGACAUGGUUGCAGCCCUGUCUCAGAACAGUGCAAUUGAUUCUGCUUUCAGCAAUGACACUUACUCUCUGAAUACACUCAUGCCAGAAGGUGGCAGCAGUCCUCCACUGGAGCCUCUGCAUAAGAGCCCAUCCCUGGAUCCAGCAGCACCACCAGCCCCAACAGUCAGCAGUGCCACGAGUGCACCCAUGGGCCACAAGAGCCCUGUAGCUGCUCGCCUUGCAGCGAGUGGCAGCCAGAAGGCCGUGGAUAUUUCAGAGCAGAGGAGGGGUGAGGGCUGGCCUAGGCUACGGUCAGGACUCAGGCAUGCUGCUGGAGAUGGGGCUAAUGUAGUUCACUCAGGCUUGCACUCAGCAGGUGCUGAGGUGCUAAAAACGGCUCCGCGAGCAGACUCUGAUCAGUCCAGAGGUGAAAAUAAGGAUGUCUCUAAGCGGCAAGCAGGUGCUGGCCCACCAGCAUCACGCCGUAGUCGUGGAGGAGGGCAUCGUGGGAGAGGGCGUUUCCCUGUGAAGAGAGAUGGACAGAUGAAGUUUGAAAAAGACUUUGACUUUGAGAGUGCCAAUGCCCAAUUCAACAAGGAGGAGAUUGACAGGGAGUUCCAGAACAAGCUCAAACUAAAAGAUGAAAAACCAGAGAAGGCUCUGAAUGGGGAGGAUAAGGGUGACUCUGGGGUGGAGACUCAGAACAGUGAGGGGAAUGCUGAUGAUGAGGACCCGCUAGGACCCAACUGCUACUAUGACAAGUCCAAGUCCUUUUUUGACAAUAUCUCCUGUGAUGACACUAGGGAGAGGAGGCAGACCUGGGCAGAGGAGAGGCGGAUGAAUGCAGAGACGUUUGGCAUCCCAUUGCGCCACAGCAGAGGGCGCAGUGGCUUCCGGAGCCGUGGGGGUGCAGGUUUCCGUGGGGGGCGUGGUCGUGGGGCUGGUCGGGGAUCAUUUGGAGCUGCACAUCCAGGUGGCAGCAGUUACAGAGGGGCUUUCAGAGGCCACGGAGGACGGGAGUUCGCAGAUUUUGAAUACAGGAAGGACAACAAAGUAGCUGCAUAGUGCAGUGAGAACUACAUCCACAGGAAGAUUCAACUCUUGGGUAUUUACUUUUUGGCUACUACUUUUGACAACAGGACUGAAGAAGAAUUUACUAGCUGUAUAUUUGUCACCAGCACUGGUGUGUACCUCUUGAAAAGUGGAUAUAAAUGCAAUUUAUUUUCCAUGUCUUCUUGGAGUGGAAAUCUAAAUGUUUGUCUUUUGAAAUAUUAACCCACAUGGAAAUAUUUGAUGGAUAUUUUUUUUCCUCUCUAAACCUUCUUUCCCUUUAGUACAGAGCUUGAGAUGAUCUGUUAGUUGUAAAGCAACAGUGUACAUAUGCCCACAUACUGUGAGUACUCAUCAUGGAAUUAUCAUCUUUCCCAAUUUAGCACCAGAAUAUCCAGUUUGGGUCUUAGUUGCAGCUUUUUACUCUAUUUUUCUAUACAAAUGUUUCACUUUAGUUAGGUAGUCAGUGUAAUUAAACUUUCAGUUCAAAUAACACCUAGUUUGGUGUUGGAUUUCCAUAAAUUGUCCAAACUACUACAGUCCAUUAUUGUGCAAUAGAUAGUUUAAGGAAACAUUGCCCAUCAGUAUGAGCUAAUGUCAUAAACACUGAGGUAAACCUGUGUUGACAGAAUUAGCAUUAUUUUCCAUGCUUAGUGUUGCCCCUUAAAAAAGAGAGGAAAAAACUACUGUCUCAAACAUGAAGCUGAAUUUGACCACUUCAUAGUUACCUAUAUGCACUAUGCCUGGUGCGUUUGCAUCACAUCAAUUAAUAGGCUCUCGGUGGCCACUUUACACCUACUUUAUAGCUGUCCUUAACAGGCUAUAUGAUCAGCAGUCAGUUGUAAGUUACCCAUGCAUUUUGUGGCUCUACUGUCCAGAAGUUAGUUGACACAUGGUAGACUGUCUUACUGUGCUCAGAUGUUGUCAUUGUGUUUGCACUGGCCUCUUCCAUAAAGACCUGUUUAGCAGAAGUACAUGUUUUAAAUGUAUCUAAUAAUGCCAUGGGUGUAUGCAAACAUUUACAAACAUGUCAGUAAAUAAAUGAUGCAUUGAGAGGAUGAAAAAUAAAACAUCUCUCUAUCAAAAAAGAGCUCUCCUUUAAUUGUAUGUACACACAGCCCUUGGACAAAGCUUACCUAAGGGGUAGUGUACAUAAAAUGCAAACUUUGUUUUAGAUACAUUUGUAUUUGUAAAUGUUUGCAUGUAGAGUAUUUAUGUGUAUUUUAUUAGUGUUUGUGUAUAUUCAUAUACACAAACAUAAACAUAAAUGAACAGGUAAAAUAGUUGCAAUUUAAUAACAUAAGGUACAAGACGACUUCAGCUGUAAGGCAGGUGUAACUAAUAAACUGAACACUAGUUAUGCUUUAUUUCAGACAUGUACAUGUCCAAAUUAUAUGUUGAGGCAUUAAUCUGCUGUUUUAAGAGAGUAUUAGUGUUUUUGUAUGCUCAGAAACUACACUAAUUACCAGUGUGUAGUAAGUGAAUGUAAUGUAUAGGUGGGGUGUGUAAUGUAAAGAUUUGUGCCACUCAGAAGGCUGUUAACUUUAGUUCGUUACUGCAUUACUGCAUAGUUUUAAUAGCAUGCUCACCUGGUGACAUUUGACUGGAUAUUAUGUUUGACUUAUCUGUUCAGAAUGUAUGUUCACAAGUUUUGUCUACACCUGUUACUCAAGACCUUUGUGUUACUCAAGACCUUUUCACAGUCCCACUUAAAAUGAAAUGUUUACUUUCAUGUGGUGUUACUACUGCUCAUGUGAAGUCUAUUCUUUGAACUUGAGGUCUCCCUUACAUUUGAUUAAGAUACCUUUAACCUAGCUGGUAACAUUUUCAAUUGGGAUGCUGACACUGCAGCCAGAUGAAAUGGUGUCAAAGUAUUGAUAAUGGUUAAAUAUUUAAAAAUAACCUACAGCAUACUAAAUUUUAAGAGGUUGUUAAAUGUUAGUUUCUUUAAGUUUAUUUAUAUGCUGUAUGUAUCAUGCACAUAUUUAACCAUUAUCAAUAAUCAAUUACCUCAAGCUUGCGAACAGUUCUACCUCUCGCAUCUUAUGGUAAGACAGUUCAAUAAGACAGACAUUCACUGUAUAUACAAACACUAUACAUUGCAAUCCAUGCAGUCAAUAUAUAGAAGCAGAUGUGAAAAAGUUUAAAGCCACAAAAUGUUAUCAUUGUCAAAUAGGUAUUUUGCUACAAGUUACCAUGGGCUUCAUAAAAGAACAACUUGAGUGUAAAACUUUUUCCAUGUGCUUAAAUUAAAUUAAAAGUAGAAGGUUCUCAGAAGGAUAUAUUGGCAUUACUACUUCCCUAUGUUCCCAUUGGCUUAACUUGUGGCUUGAUGUUUAGCCGCCUUUGGUCCUAUAUUCAGGGUUGCUUUUUGUAAGGAAGCAUGUUAAAGAAUUACAGUCCCAUUUUUUGUUUAAUUGCAACUUUCUGGGACUGAAAUGUAUAAUCUGUGAUGUAUUCUCACAGCUUUUGGUACUGGAAAAAAAAACAUCUCAUCUGGCUGUUCAGUAUCACACCUUAUCAGUUAUGUAUUGAAGAAAUUUCACCCUGCAAAAAAGUUAUUUGUAUGUAAAAUACCAAAAAAUUCUUAGUGCAGUGUUGGAUUUACUUUAUGUAUUAUGGUCUUCAAAUGGACUAAUAUAUUACACUGACACACUACAUGACAUGACAAUGCCAGAUGAUCAAAAUCUUUUAAUAUUGGCUAAAUGUUUCUGUUAUACCCAACUGCAAAUCAGGUUGUCUGGUGUACGUGUCUUGAAUUUUAGCAUUUCAGCAAUAACAUUUAUUUAUUAGUAGUAGUACUGUUUUUAAAUGUCUCGUUUGAUGAUUGAAAAACUUAUUUUACUAAUGGGAAACUUGGUAUACUGUUCAAUGCCAUAACAUAUUAAAGUGCAGAUAGCUUCUUGUAGAGAAAAGCAUUGUUUUGAAUUGUGGGAGAUUGGAAAUGUACAUUUGCAAUUAUCCUCUUUGUGUCAGUUUCUGAAUUUUGAGGGCUUAUUAUACUUCAAGCAUGGCUAAUUUUACAGAGUAGUUGUCUGGACAUGUGCUAUUUAUAAUAAUAUAGUCAAAAUAUGGCCAUGUUUUGUUUUUUUAAACAAAAUCUUAUAUGCCAGCCUUUUUACAACUUAAUGUCUAUUUACCAUGUCUGUAGAGAUGGAGUAGAGUCUUCUGAAAAAAUAUACUGCAUAUAAAACUGAUACCAGCUCUUGAAGGGUUGCAUACUACCUAAUCCACUAAUAGAUAGGCUAUAGUGAAAUAUCUGCUUUAACCUUACCAGAAACUCAAUAAUGUUAUGAUGAAAGCAUUUAAUGCAUUCAGCUUUACUGUUUAAUUGGUGUUAUGUAAGCCAUAUUUUCAUGAAAUUGUCAUUGUUUGUAGAGAUGUUUUUUUUUUUUUUGUUUUUUUGUUUUUUUCCCAAGCUGUCAUUAAAAGCCAGUAAAUUAUUUGCCCUGUCUGUUUAACAAAAGGCAGGUCUUGCUGCUCCAUGAUCAGCUCUUAUUGUUUUACAGAUUUUUCAGCUGCCUUUACUUUUUAGACAGGGAACGUGGGCACUGCAUGCUGGUAGCAGAAGUCUCCAAAUGGUGAAAGAUCUAUGGCAUAUACUGUUACUAACAUGUCUUGAACAUUUAUAUAUCUUUUUUUCCCCGCUAUUUAUUUACAUCCACAGUAGGCUAAAGUUCAUGUUCAUUUCAGCCAUAGCAUGGGGGGUGUACCGCAAUGUAAAGGGAUUUUUACUCUGACCCAAGAAUAAAGUUGUUAAUUAUUA